Molecule: messenger RNA, 903 nt
Organism: Tarenaya hassleriana
Lineage: Eukaryota; Viridiplantae; Streptophyta; Magnoliopsida; Brassicales; Cleomaceae
Product: calcyclin-binding protein-like
Exons: 5
Coding region: 91-747 (218 amino acids)
Molecular function (GO): S100 protein binding; tubulin binding; ubiquitin protein ligase binding
Source: RefSeq, a predicted model, not a curated record
UUUGUCUGUGUAUAUUUACUCGCAAGUCGCGACCUUCUCUCAGGUUCUUCCGUUACGCGAAAUCGUCGGAGAGAAGAAGAGAGAGAAUCCAUGGCGGAGGAAGUGGCACUUGAUUUGGACGAACUCAGGCAUCUUCAGACCAUCGCCAAGAGGCCUCGAGUUCUCAACCUCAUCAACUCAGAGAUUCGCAACUUGGAGAAGAUGAAAGAUUCUGCCAGUGGUUCAAUCACAGCAGCAGCAGCUCCUACACCGAUGAUUUCUUCUUUGGUUAAGCCUAUAAACCCAUCAGUGAACUAUGUAGCACUUGCAUCUUUUAGCUGGGAUCAGGACAAUGAUAAAGUCAAGAUAUACAUAUCUUUGGAGGGCGUUGAUCAGGAAAAACUGCAGGCAGAGUUCAAGCCAAUGUCUUUCGACGUGAAAAUCCAUGAUGUGAAAGGGAAGAACUAUCGGUGUGCCAUCCCGAAGUUGCAGAAAGAGAUCGUGCCCGAGAAAUGCAAAGUUCUCGUAAAGCCUAACAGGGUCAUCGUCACUUUGUUCAAGGCCUCUAAAGGAAACUGGCUCGACUUGCACUACAAAGACGAUAAGCUGAAGCCGAGCAUGGACAAAGAGAAGGAUCCAAUGGCUGGAAUCAUGGACUUAAUGAAGAACAUGUAUGAGGAAGGGGAUGAAGAGAUGAAGCGGACAAUCGCCAAGGCGUGGUCGGAGGCAAGAUCCGGUAAAACAUCCGAUCCUCUAAAGGGACUGUAAGAAACUACCUCUAAUACUAAACAGUAAUGGGCAGUCCUCUUUUUGGUGAUAUUUCUAAUUAGGGGCUUGAAUCUUUUGUCUGAAUUUGCUUGUGAACUUUACUCUCCUAUGGAGAAUCUAUCAAACACUCUACGCAGAUAGGAGCUUUUAUUUCAA